This is a messenger RNA of Candida tropicalis MYA-3404, 990 nucleotides long. RefSeq names its product thiamine thiazole synthase (gene THI4). Lineage: Eukaryota; Fungi; Ascomycota; Pichiomycetes; Serinales; Debaryomycetaceae. The record is from RefSeq and is a predicted model, not a curated record. Gene Ontology annotation, biological process: thiamine biosynthetic process. The transcript has a single exon. The coding region runs from base 1 to 990 and encodes 329 amino acids.
AUGACUCCACCUACUAUGAUCCAAACUGCUCCAGUUGAAACUUUCAACAUUAGAGCCAAGAAGGCACAAACUGUCAAAUUGACUUCUGAAGCCGUUGAUGGUAAACACAGCUUUGCUGACUGGGAAAAGUUCAACUUUGCUCCAAUUAGAGAAUCUCAAGUUGCCAGAGCUAUGGGUAAGAGAUACUUUGCUGAUUUGGACAAAUAUGCUGAAUCCGAUAUUGUUGUUGUUGGUGGUGGUUCUGCCGGUUUCUCUGCUGCUUAUGUUAUGGCUAAAAACAGACCAGACUUGAAAAUUGCCAUUAUCGAAGCCUCAGUUUCCCCAGGUGGUGGUUGUUGGUUGGGUGGUCAAUUGUUCUCCGCCAUGGUUGUCAGAAAACCAGGUGAUCUCUUCUUGGAUGACUUAGGCUUGGAAUACGAAGACGAAGGUAACUAUGUUGUUGUCAAACACGCUGCUUUGUUCAUGUCCACUUUAAUGUCCAAGACCUUGGCCUUCCCUAACGUCAAAUUGUUCAAUGCUACUGCUGUUGAAGAUUUAAUUACCAGAAAGGAUGAAGUUACUGGUCAAAUUUCUAUUGCUGGUGUUGUUACCAACUGGGCUCACUUGGACCACGACAACCAAUCUUGUAUGGAUCCAAAUACCAUCAAUGCUAAUGUUAUUGUCAGUGCUACUGGUCACGAUGGUCCAUUUGGUGCUAGUAACUCCAAGCGUGCCAAACAAAUCUUCCCAGAAGAAGAAGUUCAAUUCAAUGGUAUGAGAGGUCUUGACAUGAACAAGGCUGAAAACGCUGUUGUUAAAGGAUCCAGAGAAGUCUACCCAGGUUUAGUUUUUGCUGGUAUGGAAUUGGCUGAAAUUGAUGGUUCCAACAGAAUGGGUCCAACUUUCGGUGCUAUGAUGUUGUCUGGUGUCAAGGCUGCUGAAACUGCUUUGAACAUUUUUGACGAAUGUAAAGAAAGAAAUGAAAAAACCUACGGUGGUUUGCAAAACUAG